AUGUCCUCAGCAUUCCUAACUCUCACCGCAUCCUCCCGCGUCCAUGCCCAGCGUCUAGCUUUCACGUCCCUAACCGCCCGGCGGGCCCUUACACAAACUUCCCUUCGCCGGGAUGCCCCCGGCGGUCUAAAAGAAGACGCAAUAGAUUUAAGUUCUGAAUCGACGGAGAUCCACAAGCGCGACUCUCUGGAGAAGCAGAAGCAAGGCAAGGGCCACUGGAAGCCGGAGUUGGCGAGCGUGAGCGAGGAGAGUGUGAAGGCAGAUCGAUCGGGUCCGCGCAAGACAGACCCGGAGUCGAUUCGACUUUUGCAGGAGCAGACCAAGUAUUCGGCUGAGGAGAGGGCCAAGAAGGGGACUAGUGUGUCGGAUGGGUUGGAGGAGAAGGCUUGA
Thermochaetoides thermophila DSM 1495 is the source of this 390-nucleotide messenger RNA. RefSeq lists its product as uncharacterized. The transcript has 2 exons. Lineage: Eukaryota; Fungi; Ascomycota; Sordariomycetes; Sordariales; Chaetomiaceae. Bases 1 to 390 code for a protein of 129 amino acids. The record is from RefSeq and is a predicted model, not a curated record.